This is a messenger RNA of Dermacentor silvarum, 595 nucleotides long. RefSeq lists its product as uncharacterized. Gene Ontology annotation, molecular function: amine binding. Gene Ontology annotation, biological process: symbiont-mediated perturbation of host defenses. The transcript has 4 exons. The coding region runs from base 53 to 580 and encodes 175 amino acids. The record is from RefSeq and is a predicted model, not a curated record. NCBI's taxonomy places the organism in Eukaryota, Metazoa, Arthropoda, Arachnida, Ixodida, Ixodidae.
UCGUAAAGUCAGGCACAUUCCCCACAGUGGUGUUGAAUACGCAAGUAGGAUCAUGUUUGCUCUUCCACUCAUUAUCUGUAUGCUCGCCGUAGCAAAUGCUGCUAGGACAAGCAAGCUUGACUACGCAGAAGAUCCAGCACACUACCCCGAGCAAAAACUUUCAGAGAUGGCGGCAGUGAACGAAACCCUUUUUGUUCAUAAACGAAACUACAAGACUAACACUACACUGCGCUGCCUGUCAGCCACAAAACUUGAAAACCCCGGAGGAGAUUCAUAUAAAUACAGGCUAAAAGCCCGAAUUGGAGCCAGCAGCCACUACAUUAACUACACUGUCAUCGUGAUCGCCAACCAAACUGGUGAACACCCAGAACCAAAUGCAGCAUUUUACCAAGAAGACCCAAUGGAAAAAUCAAUGAAUCACAAGAUUGUGACCAUGGAUGAACGACGCACAUGUUUUGUCUUGGUGCGAGAAACUGGUAAUGAUGCCAAAGGCAAGUACAGGAACAUUGUGGUGCAUUACACCUCCCUGGUGGUGGUUUCGCCCUCGCAAUUCGUUCAUUUGAGAUACAAGGAAAAAUAAGUUUGAUGACAUGGU